Brienomyrus brachyistius is the source of this 1354-nucleotide messenger RNA. RefSeq names its product hereditary hemochromatosis protein homolog. NCBI's taxonomy places the organism in Eukaryota, Metazoa, Chordata, Actinopteri, Osteoglossiformes, Mormyridae. The record is from RefSeq and is a predicted model, not a curated record. The coding region runs from base 34 to 903 and encodes 289 amino acids. The transcript has 6 exons.
AAUAGAAGUACAGAGGACGGGUGUGAUAUUACAAUGGAAUUUACACAGACCUGCUUCAUCCACAUCUUCCUCGCGUUCCUCAUCAUAUUAACAGAUGCUGAGGGCAUCAUCACCAUCAAAGCAAACAAAGGGCAGAAGAUCCUUCUCCCCUGCAACGUAUCUGAGGACAGUCUUAAUAAAACAUAUACUGUCAACUGGAGGAAGAAUGGAACCUCUCCAGCCCUCUGUUAUUACCGUGUGUCACACAAUAACAUAAGAGACAGGAAGUGUGGAUCCCGUUAUGUGACUGAAGGACAACCUCCGCGACUUUACUUAACAAAUGUCAGCUUCAGUGACUCUGGGGUCUACAACUGCUUUGUGGCAAGACAAAUUCCGCCACCAGUCAAGGAGAAAUUCUAUUUGGUGGAUCUUCUAGUUGGAGAUGCAGCUCGUCCCACGGUGUCUGUGUCCCGGGUGGAGGGGCCCAGUGGGAACCCGGCGCUGCUCUGCUCCGUUCGGAACUUUUACCCAGAGAGCAUAGAGCAGGACUGGCUCCGGGACGGACUCCCACUGAACGUGACCCCUGACAGACGCAGCACAGUCAACCCAGACGGCUCCUACUCCCUCGACUCCUACUUGUCUCUGACACCAGCACAUGCUGAGGAUGUGCUCUGUUCCUGCUGGGUCAAUCACUCCUCUCUGGACCUGCCUCUCAACUACACUUUUCAGUGUAAAGAACACAAAACAGUUGGAGUUGCUGUUCCAAUAUUUUUGGGAGCAUUUUGUGUGAUAAUCAUUUUCCUUGUUUUUCUACUACAUAAGAAAUUCAAAGUCCACUGUUGCUCUUUUGGGUCCAACCACACAGCUCCUUCUGACGUCCAGGAGUCACGAAGAAAUACAGCUUAUUACAAGCUUAGGAACUAGUAGCUAAAGACAACACAGAUUGACUUUUUCAAACCCUUAAGAAAGAGGACCCAAAAAUCUUAAGUUACAAGACCCUCACACGUCAACGAUUGUGUACUUCCCGCAAGAAUGCCCCUUAUUUGAAAAGGAAGGCUUUAUUCCUUGAAGCGCAAUUGUUCUGUACUAUGAGUACAUUUAUAUGAAGCAGUAUUUUGGACAUCCAAAACAUGAAUAUUUUAUCGUUAGACAUCCUCAGAUCAUUGUUCAUCACCUAGUCACCAUUGAAAGACUUAACGAUAAACGGCGAAAUACUUAAUUCCUGCUUAGUUGUUUUAAUUCACCUUUAUAUAUAACCUCCGAUAUAACCUAAUCGGAGACUUUUUUCUUAUAAAAAUGUAAACUUUAAUAUAUUAAGCAGUAAUUAUAUUACCUCACUAUAUCUCUUUCAAUAAAUUCUGAACUGUUGAACUAA